CUCCGACGCACCCCACGUGCACUCUUCUUGUACUACUAUUCUUGCUCCAUCUAUUCCUGAUCUAUCUUCCAUAUUAGCAUAUUUAUUCAUACAUAUCCAUAAACCCCCCAAACCAUGGCAAAAGACGACCCCAAAGCCGACCCAGACCAACUCAACUCCAUCGAACGCCUCCGCAAAGAACCCCGCCCCGACUUCUCCUCCACCCCGGUGCAACGCAAACCCCUCCCGAAAGAAAUCCAACAAACCCUCGACAAUGAAGAGCGCUUCUGGGACGUCCUCAGCUCCGGCAAGGCUGAAGACUCCACCGACUCCGGACUCCGAUACGCCGCCUACGCCAACCGGAUACGCACCAUCAUGCUCAGCGCCCACCGAUACGUAGCCUACACCAGCGACAUCGGCGAGUCCUUCCGUCCUGUCGCGCAUCCGUGGCUCGUGCGGAGUGCGUAUGGCAUCAGCUGGGCCUAUAUCUUGGGCGAUGUGUCGUACGAGGGCUACAAGGCGUAUCUGCGCAAUGAGAAGGUGCGCCACCCGGAGAAAGAUGCCGAUGCAAACACCUCCACAGCCCUCGUGGUUCCCGGGCAUGUUGCGCCGAUCGACGACUACCGGACCAUCAUGGUGCAGCGCGGUAUCUUCCAAUCCAUCGCCUCGAUGGGGCUGCCUGCUUUCACCAUCCACUCGGUGGUGCGAUACAGCGGGCAAGCGUUGAAGAAUGUGAAGAACACAAAGAUACGGACGUGGGGUCCGAUAGGGCUGGGUCUUGCUGCGGUGCCUGCCUUGCCGUAUAUGUUUGACAAACCCAUCGAGCACGCGACGGAGUGGCUGUUCCAUUCGGCUUUCGAGGCUGUAGGUGGCCCACAAGCUGUUGGUAAAGAUCCGGCGACAGGUCUGGCGGGUCGGCCGGAGAAGGAGAAGGAGCUGUAACACGAUUUCCCGCUCACAUAUACGAUGACAAUCUACUCAAUCUAUUGGUGAA
Messenger RNA from Neohortaea acidophila, 973 nucleotides. RefSeq names its product mitochondrial 18 KDa protein-domain-containing protein. Gene Ontology annotation, cellular component: mitochondrion. Gene Ontology annotation, biological process: mitochondrial fission. Lineage: Eukaryota; Fungi; Ascomycota; Dothideomycetes; Mycosphaerellales; Teratosphaeriaceae. The record is from RefSeq and is a predicted model, not a curated record. The transcript has a single exon. The coding region runs from base 115 to 921 and encodes 268 amino acids.